Messenger RNA from Trifolium pratense (red clover), 630 nucleotides. Its product is annotated as GSH-induced LITAF domain protein. The transcript has 2 exons. Lineage: Eukaryota; Viridiplantae; Streptophyta; Magnoliopsida; Fabales; Fabaceae. Gene Ontology annotation, molecular function: zinc ion binding. The record is from RefSeq and is a predicted model, not a curated record. Bases 64 to 474 code for a protein of 136 amino acids.
AUAUAUUCCAGCUAGCUAGCUAGCAGCGUAUAGUUAGUUAGUUGUGUGAAUUGAAGAGAGAGAAUGGGGAGAAAAGAGGAAGAAAAAGAAGAAGUUGUGGCGGUGGGAGUAGCAGUGUAUGAAGGGAGAGGCAUCAUCCCUCCAAACGCGAUGGUAGGAGAUCCCAAAGGUAUUCCCAUCCAACAGACUAUUUACAGAGAUACUCCUGCUCCCUUCAACUGCCCUUAUUGCGCCAACACCUCUCUCACUAUCGUCAGAUCAAAGCCUAGUCUUGCUGCAUUUGUUGGAUGCUUGAUGCCAAUGAUGCUUGGAUUUUGCUUUCUUUGUCCUUCAAUGGACUGCCUCUGGCAUAAAUAUCACUACUGUCCUCAAUGCCACCAAAAGGUCGCUGAUUUUGAGAAAUCAGAUCCGUGUGUUGUCAUGGAUCCACCACACUGGACGCAGGAGAGCUUUGCAUUGGCUGCAAGAUAUUAAUUAAGUUUAUUAUAUUAAUUAUAUGUCUACAUACAUACAUACAUACAUACAUACCUACAUACAUACAAUGUUUGCUUGUUACUUUAGUUUAAUUAUCAUCUACUUGUACAUUUCUUGUGAUUCAAUAACAAUGUUUUCUUGGUGCUUAUGGUUCUA